Molecule: messenger RNA, 942 nt
Organism: Anopheles coustani
Lineage: Eukaryota; Metazoa; Arthropoda; Insecta; Diptera; Culicidae
Product: zinc finger protein 32-like
Exons: 1
Coding region: 1-942 (313 amino acids)
Biological process (GO): regulation of DNA-templated transcription
Molecular function (GO): RNA polymerase II cis-regulatory region sequence-specific DNA binding; DNA-binding transcription factor activity, RNA polymerase II-specific
Source: RefSeq, a predicted model, not a curated record
AUGGCGUCGAGUGGAGCUAGUGAAUCGCGGAUUACAGGGGGUUCAUUGCUCCCCAUUGUGCGAAAAUCAGCUGAUCGAGAGUCGUUGGAGUUGGAUGCUGGUGAUCGACUAAUCGCGCUACCAAAGUGUUACAUCUGUGGAGAACGAUUUUCCGGCGGUCUGCUUGAGUUGGAUCGACAUCUGGAGCAACGGCACGCGGCUGACCUGAUGCCGUACCGGUGCGAAACGUGUGGAGUCGACGGAUUCGUGCCGAUUCGGUCGAUGCGCGCUAUAAAUAAACAUUUCGCACUGCACGACGUCCAGGAACGGCCACACCGGUGCGUCCAUUGUGCGCUGCGCUUCCGGACUGAGCGCAAUUUGCACUCGCACGUUCGGUUGUUCCAUCGUGGGUGCGUCCGGUUGGAUCAAAACACUCCACUAUCCACCAGCCAACCGGACCCAGCGGCCGAUGGCACCCGCCGAUUCCAGUGUCGACACUGUGGCUCCAGCUACAGCUCGCCGAGCGCACGGAAGCGUCACGAGAACACCCACACGCAUCGGAUCCGCUACCGGUGCGCCGAGUGUGGCAAAGAGUUUGCCAAGCUGGACUGCCUGACGCAGCAUGAGCGGAUCCACAGCCAGACGCGGCCGUACGCGUGUGAUCAGUGCCCGAGUCGGUUCAUCCAGCUGGCGCAUCUGCGAAUCCAUAAGCGAGCCCGCCAUAGCGGAGAGCGGCCGCACGUGUGCGCCAUCUGCAAUCGGGGCUUCCGGUGUCGGACGGGACUGAAGGUUCAUGGAAGGAUCCACACUGGCGAGAAGCCGUUCCGGUGCACGGUGUGUGAGGUGGCGUUCGGUGACGCGGGAACGCUGAGGAAGCAUGGUGCGGUGCAUCGCGAGUCGUCGAUUGGCAAGGCUGGAGCGUAUAAUGGGCGCCGGUUGGCGAUCAGCACUGGACGUGGUUGA